CCCUUUUCGGUAUGGUGGUUAAAAAUCCAACAAAUUAUUACCGUAUUGCAGUUCAUGGAGUGGCAAUUUUGAACGAUUGUGACUCUCACCAGACCAGCGAUACCGUUGUCGGCGCUUGUUCUGAUGUUACUAGUUACUUCCACCCGCUCUGUUGGACGCAAUCUCAAGCCUCACCUGCAGACAAGUAAAGGCCCGCUCACAGGCUUCUUGCCCGUAGUGGUAACCGAGCAUCAUGGACCCAUUUGCAAUAAUCACCGUCGUGAAGACAUGCUACACAAUCGGUGUCCAAAUUCUUGACAUAUGUUCCAACUGGAGGCAUGCAGAGACUGAGGUACAAAAGCGUGUAAUCGUUGUCGAGUCCUGCUGGAAUCGCACGAAAAGUCAGGUGGACUUUAUGGUCCGCAUCACAUCUAUCAUGGAUCCGGACCAGUGCCGUGUCAUGGACGAGCUCUUGAAACAGCUCUUGCUCAGUCUUUCCCUUGCUAAGAAUACUCUUGAGGGAGUGACUCAAAAGACCUCGUCGGUUCGGUCGAGCAUUCGCCAUUUCGGAUUCAAGUCUAAGGCGGCUUGGGUGUUUAAGAAGGAGGCACUUGACAGUGUUGUAUCUGAGCUUGAGGCGUGGCAGCGCCGCUUUGACCCAUCGUGGUUUCUUCUCAUGAAAAUCGCGAGCCCUAUCUUGGAAAGUGAACUAGCAAAGGCAACGGCCGCGGAUGAAAGGGUGCAUGAACCUGCAAAUGCUGCUAAGAAUCCACUAGCUCUUGCCGCUGGACUGCGAAAGGUUCUCUCACCAUCCCUUGAACAAACGAGAUCGCUUUUCCUUCCGGAGGUGCAGAUGGAAUGGGUGGACAUACCCUUCUCAAAUGUUAAAGCAGGCAGGCGACAGGACGGGGACAACAAGUGGUAUAUUGUCGACACCAUUGAGCUUGGGCAGGCAACCCGAGUACGCGAGAUUGCGCGAGACGUGCGUGUCCUUGCGGCUAAGCUUUCUCAAGCUGAUCCCCUGGCCUUCAGUCUGCUCAACUGCAAAGGAGUUAUCCCAAUUACUAGGCAGCACGUAUCACCUGCACUACCACAGCCAGAUAAAACCCUAGCCUCUCAUUCCGCGCCGCCUUGUCCCCAUUCACACUCCCCAGGUCAAAAGGACUACUCCCAUUUCCAGCUUGUCUUUCGGAUACCCCGGGGAAUGGAGGUAUUGCAGUCCCUAAGACAACUGCUUCUUCACUCAGACGUUAACAUAUCACUAUCCCGCAAAAUCCACGUGGCGCGUGAAAUAAGCAAAGCUGUCAACUACGUGCAUACGUUCUCAUUCGUGCAUAAGAACGUACGACCAGAAUCAGUACUCUGCUUCGAGGACGCACGGUCUACGUCUAACUACGCCUUCCUUGUCGGAUUCGAUGCCUUUCGCGCUGCGGAUGCUGGCACAAUGAUGGGAGGGGACAUGAGCUGGGCUCGCAAUGUCUACCGUCACCCCGACCGACAGGGCAUGGACCCGUCCGAGAAGUAUAGCAUGCAGCACGAUAUUUACAGUCUCGGAGUCUGUCUACUCGAAAUUGGCCUCUGGGAGUCUUUCGUCGAAUAUGUAGACGAGCCUGGACCUAACUGCGGUCUCCAGUCCAAGUUUGGCAAAACCUAUUACGACUUUCUUGCUUGGAGUCAGAAAAAAGGCCAGAUAUCCUCUUUCGAUGGUCUGGCGAUCCUGCUCAAGGAUUACCUAGUGGAACAGGCAUCCACGAGACUGGCACCGCGCAUGGGUGAUAAAUAUGCACAUGUGGUGGUUUCGUGCUUGACGUGUCUGGAUGACGAUAAUGAAGAUUUCGCAGGGCUGGAGGCAAUGGGUGACGAUCGUAUCGGGGUGCAGUUCAUCGACAAGAUCAUGAAGACCCUGGACAAAAUUUCACUGUGAAGAUGAUACAGGGAGACGAGAUGCCUGAGCACUGAUAAGGGUCAAUUAUUUACAUGCAGGGAUUAUAUAACAGAGCACAUGGUGAUCAUAAAUUUUUAAAUAUUAGAAAACUGGCAGGAAAUCCUAACUACUCCCUCCACUUCUACUAGUUGCUUCACCAUUUAAGUCACUGCAGUGUUUAAAAAUUUACUAUUAUC
Messenger RNA from Talaromyces proteolyticus, 2100 nucleotides. RefSeq lists its product as uncharacterized. Gene Ontology annotation, molecular function: ATP binding; protein kinase activity. The record is from RefSeq and is a predicted model, not a curated record. NCBI's taxonomy places the organism in Eukaryota, Fungi, Ascomycota, Eurotiomycetes, Eurotiales, Trichocomaceae. The transcript has 2 exons. Bases 233 to 1903 code for a protein of 556 amino acids. Gene Ontology annotation, biological process: protein phosphorylation.